UUUCCCUUUAGUCACGACCUUGCUGGUUUGCUCUGUUUGCCUGAUCAACUGACCUGGGCAUGCCACUGUCAGUGCCACUAGUUUUGUAUAAAAAGCUUCUAUAAGCACCUAGGCUGCUCAGGGAAUUCCUCCAGGCUAGCUUUCCUGUCAUCUGUCUUAAAAUGUUUCAUGAAUUUAGUCCCCUUUUUUAGACCUGUUUAUCAUUAUAUCCUAGUUCCUUUUUCUUGUUUGUUCAUAUUUGGAUUUGGUAAUAGGACUUUAUGCUGUACCUUGACGCUAAUUUGGUAGCAUGUAUGUGGCUGCAUCCAGGAUUGCACCUUGAUUUCAUUCAACUGCUAAAGUAGAUAAGAGAUGCCAUACUUUUGCACUCACGUAUGGCCUUCCAGAAUAUCAUUUGCCAAGCAUAGUAUUCCCUUUACUAUCUGAACAAUUACAGAGAAAUCAGGCAAUGAUAUACCUAGCUAUUUGUCCUACAAAACUACAACUAAAGCAUUAUUAUGUAUAUUGCACCAGGGUACUUUGACAGUUAAAUAUCUAAGAGGAAAUAGCCACAAGUGAUCUAAACAUAAACCCAGAUUUAUAAAGGAAACACAUGAAAGGGCUGACAUUUUUUUUCUAAGCAAAAACAGAACACAGCAAAGGAUUAUGGCACAAAUCUAUGUAUAUAGAUAGAGAAUGCAAAGUAAAGGAAUCAUCAUGAAAGGAUGGGAUUAACUGAGAAAGGCUUCCUUGAGGAGGUGCCAGGUCCUUGAACUUGAUCUAGUAGAUAACUGUAAAUUACUGCCAGGGGUUACAGGAGUAGCACUUGCAUGGGCAGAAUGACAGUUGGAGAAAAUGGCUGCAGCAGCAACAGAUUAGAGGGUAGAGAGAAGUUGGAUUCUGGUAAUCCAUGGAUAUGUGGAUGGGAGGUAGGUAAGUAGGAGUGAGGCAUAGGGAGUCCCAUCAUAUUCUGGGAUUGCUGUGAAGAAAAACUAUGUUUGCUGUGAAACAGUGACAGAAACAAUACUGGACUGGAGCUCUCUAAUGUGGAUUUGAAGUCCUUGGGGCUUGGUGUGACUCCUACCUCUAGUCCUGCUGCUUUUGGAGGAGUGGACUCCCUAGUUCACCUAGGCUUGUUUUAAUUAGGCAUUUCUAAGGAAAACAGGAUAUGAAUGAAGAAAUAGUAAUGCAAUCCUUGGAAGAUUUGCAUCUCAGUAAAAGCAGCUGGCUCUUAGACCAUGAAUAGGUGAUUUUUCUAUCCUGGUGAAAAAUAAAAAAGGAGCCAUCCUUCCUGACUGGAUACUGGCGUGUGCUUAUACAUUUCAGUUUUCCUUCUGCCCCCACCAUCAGCAUCACAACUGCUGAAUCUUCAAUGAGUAAAGAUGCUUCAGGUGUUCUAUUUCUCUGCUGUUAUUGUCUCACUUUUUUUUACUUUUGUAGGAAUCAUAACAAGUCUAUUUAUUACAGUGGUCAAUUACAAAACGUGGGUCAGGAGCCACAGAAUCUCUUCUUCUGAUAGGAUCCUGUUCAGCUUGAGCGUCACCCGAGUUCUUAUGCUGGGAUUGUUUCUACUGAAUGUUGUCUGGUUAUUCUCUUCACGUGUUAGAAAGUCAGGUUUCAUGUCCAGUUUUUUUACAUUUUGUUGGAUGUUUUUGGAUUCUAGUAGUCUCUGGUUCGUGACUUUGCUCAACAGCUUGUACUGUGUGAAGAUUACUAACUUCCAACAUGCAGUGUUUCUCCUGCUGAAACGAAAUAUCUCCCCAAAGAUCUCCAAGUUUCUGCUGGCCUGUGUGCUGAUUUCUGCCUUCACCAGUCUCCUGUACGUUGUGCUCAGCCAGACAUCACGUUUUUCUGAACUUGCGGCUAGCAGAAAUGGCACAUUAUUUGAUGAAGGCAUCUUGUCUUUGGUGACCUCUUUGGUCUUGAGCUCAUUUCUCCAGCUGAUCAUUAAUGUGACUUCUGCUUCCUUGUUAAUCCAUUCCUUGAGGAGACAUAUACGGAAAAUGCAGAGAAAUGCCACUGGUUUUUGGGAUCCGCAUUCUGAAGCUCAUGUAGGUGCCAUGAAGCUGAUGAUCUAUUUCCUCAUCCUCUACAUUCCAUGUUGUGUUGCUAACCUGCUCCACUAUCUCCCUUUUUAUGUAGGGUUGGAUCUGGGGACCAAAUCCAUUUGUAUGAUUUUUGCCAAUCUUUACUCUCCAGGACAUUCUAUUCUCAUUAUUAUCACACAUCCUAAACUGAAAACAAAAGCAAAGAAGAUUCUUUGUUUCAACAAAUAGUGGAAUUUCAGCAGUAAACACUUCUGGAGUCAACUCACCUCACGGUUUGGGAGUAAGAUUUUCUCUGUUAACAGUUUUCUCUGUUGUCUGAGGAAUUGUGCUUGCUGAUUUGACAUCCUAGAUAUUUGAGUGCUUAUCUGUAAUGUUUUUUUUGCUGAUAUUUUAAAAAUAAGUCACAUUCUCUAAGGAAUUUGUUGGAGGCAUUGCUGAUCAUGUAUUUUGCAUGGCGACUGCAUCCCUGGAUAAUGGAAAUCAUCACAUUGUUCCAUUGGCUACUGAAAUGAUAAUGGGAAGUUCUCCCAAAUUAAGGAAGACAUGUGGUGCACAUGAUUGGUUAAAUUUUUGUAGUUUAGCUGAGGAGCCCUCAAUGAGGGCUCAGCAAUGGUCAAAUGGUCAUUGAGAGCCCCUAGCCAAGGAAAGGGGGUGUGGCACAAGAAAAGAAAAAAAGGAAGGUUUCAGAGAGAAAAGGAGGGAAAGAGAAGGGUGAAAACAAAUAGGUGUCUGAUGUGGGAGAAGACAGCAAAAGGGUCCUCACACUUACUAGGGGGUAGUAACUGAGCUCUUACUACCAAGGAACCCUUAGGACUGAAUUUCUAGGUUUGUUCUGGAAAGGAAGAAAGGGUCAGAGCUGAUGGGUGAGGGAAGUGGUUAGUAUUAAAGAUGCCAAAUCCAGAAUAGUUCCAAGGAUCUUAAAAUUCAGGGAGCUAGCCUGAGGUCAAAAGCAAGUGCCAAAUGGUGAAAUUAACACCAUCUGAGGGCAAAUUUACAAAAUACUGUACCUCACCAUAUGAUAUGGAAUUCAGUGGAAAGCUUGAAGGAGCCCUUGGACCAGUUAUGGGAGUAUGUAACUUUUGGCGAAUUUCUUUCAUGUUUAUGCAUUUGUGUACAACACAAUUCUUCUCCGGGAGAACCCUGUUUCUGGGGUUGCAACAGAAGGACUAUACAUCCAAAGGAACAGGAAUCUGAAGACAAGUUUUGGACUGGGAGUUGGGGAAUAAUAACUUAUAUGUAUGUAGUUUUUUAGUGUUCAUAAGAUGCUUAUAAUAUUUACACAACUCAAAGUAAAUAUGUUUUCAAAUUCUACAAAUUACCUAACUUUUUGCAUUUAGCCUCUAGAAUCUUGACUGAAACAUUCAGUAAGGGUUACUCAAACCAAUAAUUUAUUCUACAACACCUGGAAGUAUAUCAUGUUAGAAUCUUCAGAUCAAGAGAUAAAAGGAUUAUUGAGUGAUUAAAUGUACUCUAUGUCAUAAGUCUAAAUGAGUGUCAGAAAACCUCAUUGGUCCCCUAAUAUCUGUUCUUUCUCCUCUCUUCCAUAGUAAUCAAAUUGUUAGCUGUAGAGAAUUUUGGCAGUUAAUUACAUUAUACAGCUUCCUCUUAUGAGUAGAUAUUGCCACAUUGUCAAGUUCUGCUAAUAGCAUGUGAACAGAAGAGAUUAUGUAGUUUCUAGGUGGUCGCCCUAGAGCAAUCAUGCCCUCUCUUUUCACUUUUCUUCUUUUCUUGUGGCCCAGAAUGCUGAUGUCAUGAUUAUCUAUCUUAGACCAUACAGAUGAGGUGAAUCCUUAGGGGUAGUGGAAUAAUUAUCCAUCUUAGAGUUGGCCGAAUGGUUCCUGACACUGUGGAGUUUACAUACCAGCUCUAGACUGCUGAACUCU
Molecule: messenger RNA, 3910 nt
Organism: Microcebus murinus (gray mouse lemur)
Lineage: Eukaryota; Metazoa; Chordata; Mammalia; Primates; Cheirogaleidae
Source: RefSeq, a predicted model, not a curated record